GUGGCGAAACCGGAAGCGAACGUUGUUUACGUUCCUCCCCUGUCUGGAGCGUUCAGAAGAGAGGAUGGUGUGCGACAAUUGCGAGAAGAAGCUGGGCACAGUCAUCACCCCAGAUACAUGGAAGGCAGGGGCCAGGAAUACCACAGAAAGCGGAGGCCGAAAACUGAAUGAAAACAAAGCCUUGACAUCAAGGAAAGCGAGGUUUGACCCAUAUGGAAAAAAUCGAUUUGCAAUAUGUCGUAUCUGCAAAAGUUCUGUUCAUCAGCCAGGAUCUCACUAUUGCCAAGGAUGUGCUUAUAAGAAGGGGAUCUGUGCAAUGUGCGGAAAGAAAGUCCUGGAUACCAAGAAUUACAAGCAAACCUCUGUAUAAAACGCUGUGAGGACUGUCUCUCUGUGUCCAGACUGAGCGGACAGAGGGUGUACUUGUGUAAUCUUUAUGUAAAUAGGUCAUGUCAUUCUUUUAUUUUAUUAAAGGGGUGUUUCCAUUUGGGACAUUGAUGGCACAUUGCUAGGUUAUGCCAUGAAUAUCAGAUAGGCGCAGGUCCCACCUACGGGAUCAGUUCCAUUUCACCAGAAUGAGGCGCAUGCGCCGCCAUCCUCUAUUCACUGCUAUGGGAGUCCCGAAAAUAACCGAGUGCUGGCUCGGCUAUCAGCAGCAGUCCCAUAGUGGUAAACAGAGAGGUGGCCACACUUGGGCGGCUUGCUCCCCAUUCACCACUAUGGGACUGUAGAAAAUAACUGAGCUCGCUCACGCGGUUACCUUCAGAAGUGCAAUAGACGUGAAUGGAGAGCAGGCGGCACAUGUACAUUGUGCUCUCUUAUUACUUUGGGGACAUCAUUCUGGAGAUAGGUGUAGGUCUCACCUAUGGGAUUCGCUCCUAUCUGAUAUCACAGUGAUAUGUCAUCAGUUUCCUAGAUGGGAGUAUAUCCCUUUUAAGAUGUUUAUCUGAGAUUUUAUCCGUGAAAACCUGGGGGAUGAAUUCUCAGUUUAUCAUUUGGUGAGAGUUUAACCCUAUAUACAUUUUUUUAUUUUAUUUUUGCUAUAACUUUAUUACUUUUACUUUGUGAGGCUCCGUUUACCAUCAGGGAUUCAGCACUAUAACAUGAAUCCGAUGGACGCCAUUAUCCAUCAUGUAUAGCAUUCAAUUUAUGUCUAUAAUGAAUGAGUGACGCAGAUGUUAACAAAGCCUCAGUUGUGAACAUGAAAUGAUAUUGUAUUUUAUUCUAUCCUGUGCAGGGCCAGGCUCUGUUCACACUGGUGUCUUAGCUUCCAUUUCUGAAGAAAGCCCUAUGGAUCCCAUUGACCUAUAAUGGGAUCCUCAGGCGUUGUUUCUUAAUGGGCCGAAUAUUGUGGCAAAGAAGAAAUCUGACAAAGCCUAAAGAGCAGUGUGAACAGAGCCUAAUACACGCUGGAUAACGUUGGCUGAUCUACACCGUAUAAACAUUCUCUACGGUCCCUGGUUAAGAGUUUUGUAAAUUAAA
Molecule: messenger RNA, 1482 nt
Organism: Bufo bufo (common toad)
Lineage: Eukaryota; Metazoa; Chordata; Amphibia; Anura; Bufonidae
Gene: CRIPT
Product: CXXC repeat containing interactor of PDZ3 domain
Exons: 5
Coding region: 65-370 (101 amino acids)
Biological process (GO): cytoplasmic microtubule organization
Cellular component (GO): dendrite
Molecular function (GO): microtubule binding; PDZ domain binding
Source: RefSeq, a predicted model, not a curated record